UCAAAAACCUUCAAAUGCUCAAUGUCAAAAUUUUUAAUUGCAAGAGCAAGCAUUUCAGCAGCCAAAAUAAAAAGUAAAGGCGAAAUUGGACAGCCUUGUUUAAUACCUCGACUUAUAUUAAAGCGUGGAGUGGUCCCUUAAGUCAAUGAAACAGAACAAUUUGUAUCCCGAUAUAAACUACCAAUUAUACUUCUAAAUUGUUUCCCAAACCCAUACAAUUCUAAAUCUGCAAAGAUAAAAGGGUGUUCGACUGUGUCGAACGCUUUGUAGAAAUCAAGAAAAAACAUGAUACCGUCAGCGUUAAUUUUGUCUAUAUAAUCAAUCAAAUCAAGGACCAAACGUAAAUUAUUAUGAAUCGAUCUACCCCACAAAAACCCUGACUGCGUAUUACUUAUAAUCUGUGAUAAUCCGGUUUUCAAACGAUUAGAAUAAAUGUGUGCUAACAAUUUAUAAUCAUUAUUUAAUAAUGUAAUGGGCCGCAAAUUAUCAAAAAAUUUAGGAUCUUAGCCUGGUUUAGGAAUGAGAAUUAUAACCCCUUGCUUCAUAGUAUGGGAAAGUGAAAGACAUUCAGUAACCUCUGUUAAAGCCUUGAAUAAAAUACAUUUUAUAGAAUCCCAAAAAUUUUUGUAAAAGUUGGCCAUUAAACCAUCGGAGCCAGGAGAUUUGUCAGAGGGUAAAGAUUGCAAAGCAUUCUCCAACUCCUGUAACAAGAUUUUUGCAUCACAAAUCUCUUUAAACUCUGAACUGAUUUGUGGAAUAAAUGGCUUAAUACUCUCAAAAAAUGUAUCUGCAUUAAUUUUAGAAAAUUUCGAUUUAUAUAAGUUACUAUAAAAGGAAAAUAUUUUUUGUGCAAUAUCAUGAGCGUUCGAAGAUUCAUUGCCAUCGAUAAUUAAGGAUUGUAUAUUAUUUUUCUCCUGCCUGCUCUUUUCCAAUCUGCAGAAGUACACUGAAUUUCUCUCCCCCUCUUCUAUCCAUUUGGCCCUUGAACGAAUAUAAGCACCUUUCACCUUUUCAACAUAGAUAGUAUCAAGUUUGGAUUGUAAGAAUAAAAGCUUUGUUCUAUCUGAAUCAGUAGACUGACUAUUACUGCAACAUUCACUUAUCUCUCUAAUAAGAUUAACUUCUUCUAAAUGGGUCGAUUUUUUUAGCUGUUUACCAAAGGAAAUAGAAUAACUACGAACUCUAAAUUUCAAAUAUUCCCAUUUAACUAAUAUUUGAGGAGAAUGAAGAAUCUUCAGUCACUUCUGUAACAAUAUUUUUAACUCCUUGACAAAAGGCCUCCGAAUUAAGAAGAUUGGUGUUAAAUUUCCAAUAUCCCUUAUUACGACGCCGUGCAGUCAGAGACUUUAAAUUUAAACCAAUCAUGCAAUGAUCAGAAAUUGGUGUGGAGGAUACGAAACAAUCUAAAAUAUGUUCCUUAAUGUGGAAUGAGAUAAUCCAGAAGUCCAAUCUUGAUUUGCUUGACCCAUCUGGUUUUAACCAAGUCAAACAGGUCAAAAGAAUUACAAAAAUUACAUAAAAUAGGAUUAUAGUGAUGGCUUUUAAAUUUAGAUGGAAAACGGUCGAACCAAUCAUCCUGCACCAUGUUAAAAUCCCCUCCUAAUAUAAUAUUGUCUGUGGAAUAUGCAAGUUUCAGGCCCAUUAUAACUUCAGAAACUUCUGAUAUCAUUUCCCUGUUUUGAUUAGUAUUAUUGUAACCAUAUAUGUUCCCUAUUAUAGUAAACAUGUCAUCAAUGGAAAGCACACAAAUGAGCCAGUGACCAUUGUCACUGGAUUUAUAUACAAUUACUUUUCCGGGGCAAUUAUAAAACAAAAUGGCAACUCCCGCUGAACGAUUAGUUCCAUGACUGAUUAGUCCAAAAUUUCUCAUCUAAAACACUUGAGUGAGUUUCUUGCAACAUAUAACAGUGUGCCUUUUUACCUUUACAGAAUAAGAAAAGAGCUUUGCGUUUCACGCUAUCUCGAAGACCCCUAACGUUGAAAGAAGAAAAACAGAAAUCUGAUUUUAAAGAGAACAUUUGAACAAGAAUAAAGUAAAUUGGAACGAAUUAACUUUGCUGUGAAAGAAAUGCUUAACGUCCCUUAAACAGACAUUAUAGAGUCCUUCUUAAGUUCCUUAUUAAAGACAUAGGACUGCCGCGAAAAUCUUAAGUAGUAGAGAUUCUUUUGCCGUCGAUGUAGCCAUAUGGACCUCUAAAAUAAGCUCGGUGACCUGCUUCUCUUGCCUGCUUUAUCUGCGGCCACAGUAGUGCUCUUGCCUCCCUGUCGACUGGAAGGAUGUGCUCGGCGAAACUGAUGCUCAGAUCUUUACAUACUGAGCAAUUCUUCGUAAGACGCCAGAACUCAUCUCUGUAGUGCCUCAUUGUGAAUUGGAUAACCACCUGUCGGUUUCGCCCCAUAUCCAACUUUCCUACGCGAUGUACCGAAUCCACCAUACUUUCGAAUUUUGUGGACCACUGUGGCUUGAUCUUCACCAUGAUACCAAGUACCUCGUCCCGUAUUCUUUCUUCUGUUUUCUCUUUUAAACCGCGAAGCUUGAGAUUCCAGCGUCGCUUAUAACGCUCCAGUUCCUGAACCCGCUCCUUAAGCUCCGCAUUAUCCUUUGCCAUCUUAGACACUUCUUUUCCAAGGUUACUCGACGCAGAUUUGCAGUCUUUGAUCUCCUUUGCAUUAAAUUCAACACCUUUUGCCAGUUCAGCAAUCAUUACCGUAUUCUGCUUUAGUUGCGUCCCGAAAGCGUCUCCAUCAUGGCUGUCAGAUUAUUUAUGGUGUCAAGAAUGGCGGCGUUGGAAACCUCAGGCUGACCAUCCCCUUUUACUUUUUUUUGAGGUACUGGAAUUUUAGUAGGUGUAGAUUCCAGCGGUCUCCUUAUACUCACUGAUAGUCAUGAGACAUUAAUGCGUGUGCACCCAAAGAAUCAUCACCUGCUGCAGCUGUCUUCGGUUUCGGCAUAUCUUUUGCUUAAAGAGUCCUAAAAAACCACCCAACAGUGUGCAGUUAUGCACCUUAAUUACACAUGCAGCCGAAUCAACUAAAUAAACUAAACCUGAAGGUCAUUCAAUGCAAAAAUUUGGGACUAAUGAUCAGAGUCACAACAAAGUAUGUGUGCUCAGUUCGCCAUCUUGCCGACUGGAUCUGAAGUGUGUGGACUCCGAAGUGCGGAUGUGAAGUGCGAGUGCGUCACAGCGUCAAGACGUAAGCUGUCCCAAAAGGCUUGUUCGACUUCACGCAGCUCUGCGCAAACCGAUCGUCGGCUGAUGUGUGUUACGUACCUGGACUCAUUUAGUGUGUUUUUGCCCCUGUGACCCAGUUUCUGUCUUCCGUGUUUGGUUUGAUUAGUUCCCAGGUGUGUCUAUUCUAUUCCCCAUGUGUUCCAUGUCCCUGUUAAUUUAGUGAUUCCAUCCACCUGUGUUUCCCCAUUAUCCCAGGUACAUAAGCCUUGUCCUUUCAGUUCUGUUUUGUCGGGUCUACUCACUUGCUAUUUACGUGUGUCUACCUCUGUGCUCCACGUGUUGGAUAUAUUAAAAGCCUUAUUUCAUUUAUCCUCUGCUCCGUGUUUCUUCUGGCAGCGUAAACCGUAACAGAAGACCCGACCCAAAAAGAGAGUCUAAAACUGUGUUUUUCACUCCGUUUUGUUUUAGUUUUUUCACAGUCUUUUCAUUUCGUAGUGUCGAUGGAACCCCUCUAUAGCCCCGAAUUCCUCCUUCGCAGGAAGCAGGAGCAGGAAGGACGUUCUCUCGAGGACCAUACCAGACGGUUUCUUCUGUUAGCUAAUGCCAUCAGCUACCCGGACUACGUGCUCUGCACCUUCUACAACACCAGCCUGAACUCCAAGUGCAGUGCGUUGUCGCCCGAAGAUGGUCCUCGGGAGGAAUUCGCCGCAUUUGUGGAGUGGACUCUGGCGAGAAAUGGCUCACCUCUCACUUUCUGCCCCAUAGAGGAUCUCGCCAGUCCCACUCCCGACCCAGAGACCAGCCAGCCACCAUCCCACCACACGGAGCCAGAGCCCACUGCAGCCGCAGAGCCCGAGCCAUCCAGUGACAUGGAGCAGGAUCUCGAGAGCGCGACUGACCAGGUGUGUGAGCCGGCAACACCGUGCAUCGUGGGAGUCCUAGUGGAGAUCGAGGGCAUGGAGGAAAGCCCUGCCCACACAUCCACAACUGUGGGUGAGCUACAUCCGGUCUCGGGUAACAUGGAGCAACUUUUGGAUCUAAUGGACUGGUCUAUGGAGGUAAUCCCUAAUAUUCCUGUUUCUCCGCUGGUUCCGUCCAGACCUGAUUCCCCUGUAUACCCUCUCAAUCUCCCACUCCUACCUCCUCCAGUCAUUUCCUCUGCUCCAUUUCCGCUGGUUCCAUCCAGCCAUGAAUUUUCUGUUUCUCUGCUGGUUCCGCCCAGCCCUGAGUUUUCUGUUUCUCCACUGGUUCCGCCCAGCCAUGAAUUUUCUGUUUCUCCGCUGGUUCCGCCCAGCCAUGAAUUUUCUUUUUCUCCACUGGUUCCGCCCAGCCCUGAGUUUUCUGUUUCUCCGCUGGUUCCACCCAGCCCUGAAUUUUCUGUUUCUCCGCUGGUUUUGCCCAACUAUGAAUUUUCUGUUUCUCAACUGGUUCCGCCCAGCCCUGAAUUUUCUGUGUCUCAGUUGGUUCCGCCCAGCCCUGAGUUUCCUGUGUCUCCGCUGGUUCCGCCCAGCUCUGAAUCUUCUGUGUAUCCUGUGUUCCCUCCCGGCCUCCCUCUCCCACCUCCUCCUGGACCUGCCGGUCCAUCUGCUCCACUUCCGCUGGCUCCGUCCAACCCUGAUCCUCUUGUCUUUCCUCUCAUCCUUCCUCUCUCUCCUCCUCCUCCUAGACCAGCCAGUUCCUCGUCAUCCCUGCUGGUGCCAGUCAGUCCCGCAGCUCACCCUCAGUCCGCACCAUCUGGGCGCGAUGGUUUGCCGCUGGACUGCCAGUCUCCAGCUCCACCUUGGCGCGUUAAGGCCCUGUCUGCUGGCCUCCUCCUGGGAGUCUGUCCUCCACCGGAACCUCCUCCCAAGUUCCCACCCACGCCUCCCUCGGUUGUUUCUACGGUGCGAGGACGCACCUACCGGGAGGGGGGAGUACUGUUACAUACCUGGACUCAUUUAGUGUGUUUUUGCCCCUGUGACCCAGUUUCUGUCUUCCGUGUUUGGUUUGAUUAGUUCCCAGGUGUGUCUAUUCAAUUCCCCAUGUAUUCCAUUUCCCUGUUAAUUUAGUGAUUCCAUCCACCUGUGUUUCCCCAUUAUCCCAGGUACAUAAGCCUUGUCCUUUCAGUUCUGUUUUGUCGGGUCUACUCACUUGCUAUUUACGUGUGUCUACCUCUGUGCUCCACGUGUUGGAUAUAUUAAAAGCCUUAUUUCAUUUAUCCUCUGCUCUGUGUUUCUUCUGGCAGCGUAAACCGUAACAACUUGAAGCAGUGCAUGCCGGUUAGAAAUUUUGUCCGACUUGAUACAGCGCUGAUACCACGUGACUGUGACGUGUGCCAUCAAAGUACCGCGAGAGCUAUUCGAGAGUAGCCGGAGAACUCAGCCAGCGCAGCUUCUGAAGAGCGGCUGCACAGUUUCUGAUGAUGACACAACUGAUCCACGAUUGGCUGUAUUCACGGAUGACACCGAUGACGUGCAUUUCAAGUUUAUUGUGAGUCGGGGACUUCAGUUUAAGAAAUUCUCAUAUGGACUUUUAAAACAGUUCAAUACGUUUUUAUGUCGUCUUCAUCUUAUAAAUCAUAUAUAUUAAAUAUUGUUUUACUGUAUUUACUUUAUUGUUAAUAUAGAGUUUGUGUAUGUUAAUUUUGCAUGACUUUCUUUUUUAUACAGACCUUUUACAGUAUUCUGCAACAUAACCUAUUCAAAUGAGCAUUUUUAAUAACUAAAAUGUUAAUCUUAAAAACAUACAAUCUAAUGUGGUCAUAAAUGUAUGCUCCUAUACAAAUGAUACAUAAUACAUUAUGUUCCUCCAUUUGUUUGGUUUCUUCAUAUUCUCUAGUUUAUUUUGCUGUGUUUAUACUUCACCUGCAUGUGGUUAGCAAACUGCUAACAACUUGCUGUAACUUCAACUUAACAACUUGACAACAUUCUGUUCACUUUCAAAUAGUUGGUCUAAAUCACAAUAUAAAUCCAACAGAAUUGUGCUUUUCUGUAUAUGAAAAUCAUUGGUGUUGUUUAAAAUGUUAAAAAGAGCUCAGCUGGAGGGUACUGUAAAUCUUGUUGCUGAAACCUUCUUAAAAACACAUACCCACCAGGGAAUUUUUUAAUAGGUUACUUUUAUCAUUUUGUAUUAGCAGAAACACCCAUGUCAUACUGCUAAAGUAUAUAUCCAAUAUGUUACCUUGUUUUGGAAGACACCCUUCCAAAACACCACUUAUACACACAUCUUAAGCACGUGUUAAUACCAUUAAUACAUAGAGUUACUUAAUCACUAAAUCAUGAAAACAAUGGUACAAAUGUUGAGCCAAAACUGAAAGUGGACUUAAAAUGGUAAUUGCAAUUGUUGCUAACUAUAAGUAAUAAUGAAUGGAAAAGGUGUGGGGUAUGGUGCCAUUGUUUCUUAGGAUAUAUAAAGAACCUGCAUAACCCUGUGUAACACACAACAAAAUAGACAACGUAACCAUUAAUGUGUUAGACAGCAAAGGCAAUGUUGUCAUGCUAACGGUUUCCAAGGACAUCGCUGAAAGAAUGCAAAAUGGUAAGUAAACCACAUGACUGUGAAAUAAUUACAAGUCACCAAUGAUUUGUGCAAGUGUUUUAUUUAUCAUUUAUUCCCCCAGAUCAAAUGUUCCUUUCCUAUGUCAUGGAGAAAGCUGUUGAAACAAAAGCUCUCCAGCUUGUGCUGCAAAGCUUCUCCAACCUCCUAUUCCAUGUCCCACUACCUCCAUUAGGUCGCCAGCACCCCUAAACCUCAGUUUUGUGAAACCACCAUCCAGUGCCCCAUUACUACCACUAGGCCCCCUGUACUACUUACCUCCACUGUCAAGGACCCACCACCUUCCACUCUGCAACCUGGUGCAGUGUGUGGAAACCCUUCAGCAUCCAUUCAACCUUCAUCCCCUUCCUUCCAGUCAGACAGGCAUGAAUCUCAAGAAAUAACACAUACAAUGACACUAUUUCUACUGGACCUUACAAAAACUCACCAGCACCUUUAUUUUCGGAACAAAAUGGCAUUCUAUAAAAAAAAUACAAAACUUAUUCUCACUAAAGGGCUACAACUUGUCAAGUGAGAAAAUUCAUGUUAGCAAACAUGUUAACUACUUAUAAGAGAGUGAAAGACAGGCGCCGUGCAACUGGGGAAGGGAAGAUCACCUGGGAGUACUAUACACUAAUGGAUGAGUUAUUUGGGUCAUCGGGGAUCGGUACUGCACCACCUGGCACCAUUCACUCCAUACCUCUGGGUUUGGAAGAGACCUCUUCCACAAGCAGGCCCACAACGUCUUCUCUUCAAGACCAGCCGGUAGGUGCUAGUAUGGAUGAACAGCCAGGAACUGCUACCAUACAAAAUGCAAACAUCACAAGAAGGCAAAGACGACCACUUACAAUUCCUGGACGCUUAUGAAGAGCAUGCAGAGAGAAGGACUGCUGUGCUUGAGUCCCUGGUAAGGCCAGAUCUGGAGAGAUGGCGGCGACUUAAGGAGAGGCGGAGAAGGUCCUUCAAAAAAAAAAGAUGGUGACCAGCUUGGGAUCAAUUGUGGAGGAGCAAAUUAUGCAUCUAUUACAGAACCCACAUGAACCCCAAUAAAAUUAUAAUCUAAAGAUGUUAUCUCUUUUGAUUUACACCUUUCCCCAAAAUGUCAUAUGUUUUUUUUUUUCCCAAAUAACAAUUUCUAAUGACAAACUAAUUUUGUUCAAUAAAAUAUAUUUUUUUUAUUUCAACACAAAA
Messenger RNA from Carassius gibelio (silver crucian carp), 7877 nucleotides. RefSeq lists its product as uncharacterized. The transcript is spliced from 4 exons. Bases 3674 to 5167 code for a protein of 497 amino acids. Lineage: Eukaryota; Metazoa; Chordata; Actinopteri; Cypriniformes; Cyprinidae. The record is from RefSeq and is a predicted model, not a curated record.